Dromiciops gliroides (monito del monte) is the source of this 289-nucleotide messenger RNA. RefSeq names its product 60S ribosomal protein L37a-like. The transcript has a single exon. Gene Ontology annotation, molecular function: structural constituent of ribosome. Gene Ontology annotation, cellular component: ribosome. The record is from RefSeq and is a predicted model, not a curated record. NCBI's taxonomy places the organism in Eukaryota, Metazoa, Chordata, Mammalia, Microbiotheria, Microbiotheriidae. Gene Ontology annotation, biological process: translation. Bases 9 to 287 code for a protein of 92 amino acids.
UUGGCAACAUGGCUAAAUGCACCAAGAAGGUUGGAAUUGUUGGUAAAUAUGGAACACAUUAUGGUGCAUCCCUCAGAAAAAUGGUGAAGAAAAUUGAAAUUAGCCAGCAUGCCAAGUAUACCUGCUCCUUCUGUGGCAAGACCAAAAUGAAGAGACAGGCUGUGGGUAUCUGGCAUUGUGGAUCUUGUAUGAAAACAGUUGCUGGUGGUGCAUGGACUUACAAUACCACCUCUGCAGUUACAGUCAAAUCCGCCAUCAGAAGACUGAAGGAAUUGAAAGACCAGUAAAA